Molecule: messenger RNA, 2246 nt
Organism: Oreochromis aureus
Lineage: Eukaryota; Metazoa; Chordata; Actinopteri; Cichliformes; Cichlidae
Product: periostin-like
Exons: 16
Coding region: 204-2246 (680 amino acids)
Molecular function (GO): protein binding
Source: RefSeq, a predicted model, not a curated record
GGGACUAAAAAGGAGUGGGUGUGUUAGAGAGAAGCUUGUUGAUAUAAAAGCUCCCUCUCUCAUGUGUGUUCCCACAUAUCCUGUGUGUUUCUUGGGACUCCUGCGUGUGUGUGUGUGUGCGUGUGUGUGUAUGUGUGCACUUGAAAGACAAGAGCAGUGUGUGUUUGAGCCCUUGCAGCACUGAGGACUGAUAACUUCACAGGAUGCAUCAGCUUCUGGUGGUGACCUUACUGUUGGUGGCCUUCUGCAGUCUGGAGACCACAGCUUUUUCAGCAUAUGACAAGAUAGUCACCCACAGCCGCAUACGGGCCAGGGAUCAAGGACCCAAUGUGUGUGCUUUGCAGCAAGUCACGGGGACCAAGAAGAAGUACUUCAGCACAUGCAGGAAUUGGUACAAACGCAGCAUCUGUGGCAAGAAUACUAUGGUUGUAUAUGAAUGCUGUCCAGGUUAUAUGAAACUGGAGGGUACGAAAGGAUGCACUGCAGUGGCUCCCAUUGACCAUGUGUAUGGUACACUGGGCUUUGUCAAGGCUACAACCACACAGCAAUAUGCUGAAGUCUCUAAACUGAGAAAUGAAAUUGAGGGAAAAGGCGCCUUCACCUUGUUUGCACCUAGCAAUGAUGCCUGGGAUGAGCUGGACCCUGCUCAACGAUCUGCACUAGAGAACAAUGUGAACAUUGAACUCUACAACGCUCUGCAUUACCACAUGGUAAACCACCGUGUCCUCACCAAAGACAUGAAGAAUGGCAUGACUGUCAGUUCCAUGUACAAUGAAGAGGGGCUGCACUUCAACCACUACCCAAAUGGGGUUGUUACAGUGAACUGUGCCAGGAUUCUCCAUGCUAACCAGCUGGCCACAAAUGGUGUGGUGCACGUCAUCGAUCGGGUAAUCAAGGCUGUGGGGAACACCAUCAAGGAUCACUUGGAGUUCAAUGAAGACCUUUCCUCUUUUAGUGCUAUAGCAUUAGCUUCCGAUGUGAUGGACAAGCUGGGUGAGCCUGGCCAGUACACUUUGUUUGCUCCAACUAAUGACGCCUUUGACAAAAUGAACCCAGACUACUUGGAGAAUAUCAUGGGAGACCCGGCUGUUGUUAAAGCCCUGGUGAACUACCACCUGUUAAAGAGUGUCCAGUGUGCAGAAGCAAUCAUGGUGGGAUCGAUCUAUGAGACGGCAGAAGGCAGCAACAUAGAGAUUGGCUGUGACGGUGACAGUCUGACUGUGAACGGCAUCAAGAUGGUGCUGAAGAAGGACAUUGUAGCGACCAAUGGCGUCAUCCACCUGAUAGACCAGAUGCUGAUCCCAGACUCAGCCAAGGAAGUGAAAUCGUUACUAGAAACCUCCCAGAGCACUUUCAGCAGGAAGUUGUCUGAACUGGGCUUAGCUGAAUCCCUGGGUCCAAAGACAGAGUACACCCUCCUAGCUCCUUUCAACAGUGCCUUCACUAGUGAAAUGAUGUCAAUGGACACAAACAUGCUGAGACUCAUUUUGGAAAACCACAUCUUGAAGAUAAAAAUGAAACUGAGUGAGCUGUACAACGAACAGACGCUGGAAACAAUCGCUGGCAAACUGCUACGAGUCUUCAUUUACCGCACUGCUGUGUGCAUAGAAAACACAUGUAUGGUGCGUGGCAGUAAGGAGGGGAGCAAUGGGAUGCUCCAUUCUGUGAGGUCUCUAAUCAAACCACCUGAGAAAACUAUCUAUGAGCUCCUGAUUGCUGACGGACGUUUCAAGAAAUUCCUGUCGUUAAUGGAAACAGCAGGUCUGUAUGAUCUGUUAAAGCAGGAAGGCUCUUACACCGUCUUUGCACCAACGGACGAUGCCUUUGUCGACCUCAGCAAGGAAGACAUGGCUCUGCUCAGAAGUGAUCUAACUGUUCUGAGAAACAUCCUGCUGUACCACUUCAGUAAUGGUACCUUCAUCAAUGGAGGAUUAGAGGGAGGAGUUACCAAUCUGCUCAAAACCUUCCAGGGCAAGAACCUGCAAGUUAAAUCUGUAAACAACUCUAUCCUUGUCAACUCUGUGGGUGUGCCAAACAGUGACUUGAUGGCAACAAACGGUGUGAUCCAUAUAGUGAAGAAUGUUCUUUAUCCUGGGGACCUUCCUGUGGGCCGUCAGGACCUCCUGAUCCUCCUGAGGAAGCUGAUUAAGUACAUUCAGAUAAAGUUUGUCUCUGGAUUCUUCAGUGUUUUGAUCUGUUCACCAUCAACUGAGAUCCCAACCUCACACUGUUCCUUCCUCUUGUAA